UUUUUGUUUAAAGUGUCUCCUGCAGUUUUGAUGUGGAUUCACUCCUCCUCUUGCCUUUUACCAAGAAGUCAAAAACUCCACCCAACAGGCUUAAAUCUCAUUCACUCGCUUGACACCGCCUUGGAACACACUCAUACACGCUUUAAGCUUGUGAAGGUUAAAAAUGAUGGUAAGCAAAGAGGUGCUGCUCUUCAUAAUCUUCAUGACGGAGAUGGGGUGCAAUGGGAUUCAAGUCGAUCCCCCUGAGGAGAUUAAAAUCAUAGAUCCUGGCCAUCUUGGCUGUCUGGAGAUUACAUGGACUCCCCCAGCUAGCUUCAUUCAUAUGCAGGACUGCCUGAUACGUUACCAGUUGAAAUACUACAACACAUAUAGUCAGAGUUGGACAGUUAUUAAGACACUCCACAGGACAUACAGCGACCAGUUUGAUCUGAUGAAGGACGUCCGGGUGAGAGUGUACACUUUGCUGACUGGACCCUGCACUAAUAACACUUGGAUCAGGAGCGCAAACUACACAGAAGUGGUGCAGAAUCCUCCUAGCGCAGGUCUAGAGGACAACGGAGUGGAGGAUUUUGGGUGUGUGUUCCAUAACAUGGAGAAAACCAUCUGUGAGUGGAAAAAAAGCCCAAAAUCUCCAACCAGCUCACAGCUAUAUCUCCAUUACUGGCACAUAGACCUGGAGAAAACGGAGGAGUGCCCUGACUACAUCACUAAAAAUGGAGUUAGGAGUGGAUGCAACUUCACAGGAAAACCUCUCCCUGAUUUUACUGAUGUCAACUUCUGUGUAAACGGCUCCUCUCCCGAAGGGCCCCUGAAGCCUACGUAUGCUUCAAUACAAAUCCAAAACUAUGUGAAGCCUGCACGUGCAGACAAGCCGCAUCUGCAGACCUUUACAGAUGCUCCGCUCAAGCUGCACUGGAUGAAACCUCCAGGAAAAGUUCCUGGACCCUGCCUGGAAUAUGAGGUGGAACACACUCGAGCGACUCCUGAUGGGAAGCUUGAAUCGCGGCGGAUUUCCACCUUGCUCACGAGCCACACUUUUCCUCCUGCUGGCAACGACGACAGAAACUGCUUCAAGGUUCGCUCCAGGAUGAACAAAUAUUGUGCGGCAGGAAGCUUCUGGAGCGCCUGGAGUCUCCAAACAUGCCACUGAGAGUUCAUAUGAGGCAGUUCACACAUCCGUGACUGAGCACUGAGGACUCGGACGAUCUGCAUUGUCAGGGAUUAUCAGCAUGCAAAUAAUGCAAUUUCUAAUCAAACACCAUGAGACUCUUUCACGAAGGGGGCCCACAGGGAUCCCAGUCAGGGCCCCCUUUAUUUCAUUCUAAUCUCUGAAUUCUUAUGGCCAAUUAGUUGUCCCUGCAAAGACGUUUUGCUUGGUGGCGGCCAUGUUUCUGAACCAAUCUUGCUCAAAAUUUACAGACGCGCUUGUCAGACCACAGUUUGUGGCGAAAAUACGAGCGGGACCUGAACUAACACACCUAUAGUGAACUUAACACUCGUAUUACCCGAUAUAUACUAGACAUAAUAAAAGUAAAUAAGCCAUUUAAGACAUAAAUAAGUCUUGUGCUUGUGUGUGUUGCUAUAAAUGUGUUCCCUGGAGGAGCAGAGUUGGUGGUGGACAGGAAGUGACUGUGAGUGUUCACAGUUGAGUUUCACCUUUUCGUGGGUUAGGGCCACAAAAGUUGCCCGUGUUUUUAUGAAAGAUUUUUAUUAUGGAUUAUUGUGCCU
Molecule: messenger RNA, 1728 nt
Organism: Dunckerocampus dactyliophorus (ringed pipefish)
Lineage: Eukaryota; Metazoa; Chordata; Actinopteri; Syngnathiformes; Syngnathidae
Gene: il13ra2
Product: interleukin 13 receptor, alpha 2
Exons: 9
Coding region: 164-1150 (328 amino acids)
Biological process (GO): cytokine-mediated signaling pathway
Cellular component (GO): external side of plasma membrane
Molecular function (GO): protein binding; cytokine receptor activity
Source: RefSeq, a predicted model, not a curated record